AUGUUUGAGAAGAGUAAAUUUGUGGUUUCGUUUCUGCUUUUACUGCAGCUAUUUUGUGUCCUUGGUGUACAUGGACAAGAAAGUGGUAACGGUACCACUAGUGACACUGCCUACGCAUGCGACAUCGGUGCAACACCUUUUGACGGAUUCAAUGCUACUAUUUAUCAGUACCAGGCAAGUGAUGACAAUUCAAUACAGGACCCGGUUUUUAUGAGCACUGGGUACUUGCAACGUAACCAGUUGCAUAGUACAACUGGAGUGACUAAUCCGGGGUUCAACAUCUUCACUGCAGGCGUUGCCACCACAACACUUUAUGGGAUACCAAACGUCAACUACCAAAAUAUGCUUUUAGAAUUGAAAGGCUAUUUCAGAGCUGACGCCUCUGGAAAUUAUGGACUAUCACUAAGGAACAUCGAUGAUAGUGCGAUUCUUUUCUUUGGGAGGGAGACUGCGUUUGAAUGUUGCAAUGAAAAUUUGAUUCCCUUGGACGAAGCCCCAACUGAUUACUCACUUUUUACCAUUAAAGAAGGGGAAGCUUCAACAAACCCCGACUCUUAUACGUACACUCAAUACUUGGAGGCUGGGAGAUACUAUCCCGUAAGAACUUUCUUUGCCAACAUAAGAACGCGUGCCGUGUUCAACUUUACGAUGACACUGCCAGACGGGAGUGAACUAACAGAUUUUCAAAACUACAUUUUUCAAUUUGGAGCUCUUAACCAACAACAAUGCCAAGCAGAAAUAGUUACCAGGGAAAAUUACACAACCACCACCGAACCAUGGACUGGUACCUUUGAAGCCACGACCACGGUGAUUCCAAGUGGCACUGAGCCAGGUACCGUGAUUGUCCAGACUCCUUAUUCUACUAUCGACUCCACAUCUACUUGGACCGGUACUUUCACCACUUUCACCACCGAUGCUGAUGGAAGCACCAUCGCCGUUGUGCCAUCGUCGACUAUUGAUGAUCACUUUGCGUCGACUGAAACUGUUUUGACAGACACUGCUAUUUCAACUACUGUUAUUACCGUGACCAGUUGUGGUACCAGUAAGUGUACCAAGACUACAGCACUAACAGGGGUGACUCAGCGAACUCUCACAAUCGAUGAUAGAACUACUGUCGUGACGACUUACUGUCCUUUGCCAACUGACGUUGCCACUAUAAAAACAGCAAGUGUUAGCGGAAGUGAGGUUGUGCAAACAAUCUACACUGCGAAACACAGCCAGGCCGUUUCUUAUGUUCAUCCAUCAACUGUUACAAUCACAAGAGAGGUAUGUGAUGCCCAAACUUGCACGCAGGCUACUAUUGUGACUGGAGAAAUUCUGCAAACUACUGUUGUGGACUCUGGUUCUACAACUGUUGUUCCAAAGUAUGUUCCGGUGGAGACGCAUGAACCAACAUUUGAAUUGAGUACUCUUUAA
Messenger RNA from Komagataella phaffii GS115, 1416 nucleotides. Its product is annotated as Lectin-like protein with similarity to Flo1p, thought to be expressed and involved in flocculation. The transcript has a single exon. The record is from RefSeq and is a predicted model, not a curated record. NCBI's taxonomy places the organism in Eukaryota, Fungi, Ascomycota, Pichiomycetes, Pichiales, Pichiaceae. The coding region runs from base 1 to 1416 and encodes 471 amino acids.